AUGUCGAUCUCCACAAGCCCCAGUUCCCAAAAUCUAAUGUCCCUUUACAAGAAUUCCGUUUCUUGCUCCAUUCAUACUCGGGAACCCUUCAAAAUUGAGAAAUUCCAGUCUGGUUCUUCCUCCAUUAAACCUGCUUCGAUUUCCUGUGUUAUGACUAGUGAAUCAGCUCAAAUGGAGGUGAAAGAGAACAAAUUGAAGGAUUUUCAGAGACCAGAUUCGUUCGGUCGAUUUGGGAAGUUUGGGGGGAAAUAUGUACCGGAAACCCUGAUGUAUGCUCUGACGGAGCUCGAGUCAGCGUUCCGGUCACUUGCUGGGGAUGAGGAAUUCAAGAAAGAACUAGAUGGACUUUUGAGGGACUAUGUUGGGCGGGAAAGCCCUCUGUACUUUGCGGAGCGGCUCACAGAGCACUAUAAGCGCCCAAAUGGUGAAGGGCCUCACAUAUACCUGAAGAGGGAAGAUCUCAAUCACACAGGGGCCCACAAGAUCAACAAUGCGGUUGCCCAAGCUCUGCUUGCUAAGCGCUUGGGGAAAAAACGCAUAAUUGCUGAGACCGGUGCUGGUCAACAUGGAGUUGCAACAGCUACUGUAUGUGCUAGGUUCGGUUUGCAAUGCGUUAUCUACAUGGGUGCUCUAGACACGGAGAGGCAAGCCCUUAAUGUUUUCAGAAUGCGGCUUCUUGGGGCUGAGGUUAGAGCUGUUCAUUCUGGGACUGCCACACUGAAGGAUGCCACAUCAGAGGCUAUACGGGACUGGGUAACUAAUGUUGAGUCGACUCAUUACAUUCUGGGUUCUGUUGCUGGCCCUCAUCCAUAUCCUAUGAUGGUCAGAGAUUUCCAUGCUGUGAUUGGGAAAGAAACAAGGAAACAGGCUAUGGAGAAAUGGGGUGGCAGGCCGGAUGUACUAGUUGCCUGUGUUGGUGGAGGUUCAAAUGCAAUGGGGCUAUUUCAUGAGUUUGUUGAUGAUGCAGAUGUUAGGUUGAUUGGUGUGGAGGCUGCUGGUUUUGGCAUAGAUAGUGGUAAGCAUGCUGCUACUUUGACAAAAGGGGAGGUAGGGGUGUUGCAUGGAGCUAUGAGCUAUUUAUUGCAGGAUGAUGAUGGACAAAUAGUUGAGCCGCAUUCUAUAAGUGCCGGGUUGGAUUACCCUGGGGUUGGACCAGAGCAUAGUUUUUUGAAAGAUAUUGGGCGUGCUGAAUACUACAGCGUUACUGAUGAAGAGGCACUGGAAGCUUUCCAGAGAUUAUCUCGACUAGAGGGCAUAAUACCAGCUUUGGAGACAUCUCAUGCAUUGGCUUAUUUGGAGAGACUAUGCCCCAUGCUGCCAAAUGGAACCAAGGUCGUGCUGAACUGCAGUGGCAGAGGUGACAAGGACGUUCAAACAGCCAUUAAACACUUGGAGCUCUAGGGAGGUUGUCGCUAUGCACUUCUCUUCGAUUUGAUCCAAAUUUUGUAUCUACUGACAGGAAGGGUUUCCUCCUUGUUACAA
Messenger RNA from Telopea speciosissima, 1482 nucleotides. Its product is annotated as tryptophan synthase beta chain 1. Gene Ontology annotation, cellular component: cytoplasm. Gene Ontology annotation, molecular function: tryptophan synthase activity. Gene Ontology annotation, biological process: L-tryptophan biosynthetic process. The record is from RefSeq and is a predicted model, not a curated record. The coding region runs from base 1 to 1401 and encodes 466 amino acids. NCBI's taxonomy places the organism in Eukaryota, Viridiplantae, Streptophyta, Magnoliopsida, Proteales, Proteaceae. The transcript has 5 exons.